Messenger RNA from Hydractinia symbiolongicarpus, 1096 nucleotides. Its product is annotated as CCR4-NOT transcription complex subunit 7-like. Gene Ontology annotation, cellular component: CCR4-NOT complex; CCR4-NOT core complex; P-body. The transcript is spliced from 7 exons. The record is from RefSeq and is a predicted model, not a curated record. Gene Ontology annotation, molecular function: poly(A)-specific ribonuclease activity; nucleic acid binding. Bases 78 to 941 code for a protein of 287 amino acids. Lineage: Eukaryota; Metazoa; Cnidaria; Hydrozoa; Anthoathecata; Hydractiniidae.
GGAUAUUUGCUAAUUUGUGUAUUUUAGGUGUUGUGCUUGUUAUCUCCUAAUAAAAUAUAAUAUGAGCUAGUAACUAAAUGUCACUCACAAUGCCAACACAAGUUGCAGAACCAACAAUUAUUGAUGUUUGGCGGUAUAACAUGGAUGAGCAGUUUGCUGAAAUGAGAGAAACACUGGAAAAGUAUCCUUAUGUGGCUAUGGACACAGAAUUUCCUGGAGUAGUUGCUCGUCCUAUUGGAGACUUUAAAAGUUCCUCUGAUUAUCAGUACCAAUUACUUCGAUGUAAUGUAGACCUUCUAAAGAUCAUCCAAAUUGGUUUCACAUUUUAUAACGAAAAAGGGGAACAACCACCUUCUGGAUCGACUUGGCAAUUUAACUUUAGUUUUAAUUUAGGUGAAGACAUGUAUGCUCAGGAUUCAAUUGAAUUGCUAGUUGGGUCUGGUAUACAAUUUAAAGGACAUGAAGAAGACGGUGUAUGUGUGAACCGAUUUGCUGAAUUGUUGUACACUUCAGGAAUUAUGUUGUCAGAUAAUGUUUACUGGUUAUCAUUUCAUAGUGGAUACGAUUUUGGUUACUUGUUAAAGUUGUUAACAAACCAAGCACUACCAGCUGAAGAAUCCGAGUUUUUCGAAUUAUUGAGACUUUAUUUUCCAAAAGUUUAUGAUGUUAAAUAUUUAAUGAAAAGUUGUAAAAGCUUGAAAGGUGGUUUGCAAGAAGUAUCGGAGAUUUUAGAGUUAGAAAGAGUUGGUCCUCAACAUCAAGCAGGGAGUGAUAGUUUACUCACCGGCGCUGCUUUCUUCAAAAUGAGAGAGAUGUUCUUUGAAGACAACAUAGAUGAUGAUAAAUAUUGCGGCCAUUUAUUUGGACUUGGCGCGUCAUACUCUACUGGAAAUUCAGCGCUGGCGUAUAAAUCUGGGCAAGACGUUCGAGAUGGUAUUUGAGCACAACAAUCUCGCAAAAAACACCGACAUGGAAAAUAAACAUAAUUUCGUAAAUGAACGUGGUGACAGCUCUCCUGUGGAUGAUGUAAAUAGUAGCGAAGACACCUUGUGAAUGGUUUUUAGGUUUAUUUUUAAGAAAAACACUAUUUCUUUUC